UGUUAAUGACGUACCAGCGCUCGGGGUCUUCCUUCGUCGGGGAGCUCCUGACCUCCGGGGGCGGCGCCAUGUACGUGUACGAGCCUCUGUUCCUCUGGCGCGCCCUCCUGGGACCCGGAGCUGACGUGGGCGUGGAGGAGAGGGCGGCUAGGGCUCUUGGGGACCUCCUAGACUGCAAGCCUGAGGUGAUCCGUGCCUGGCGACGCCGCCCCUAUCAGUACUUCCGGCGAAAACCCGAGGGCGUGCGCGACUGGUGCGUCGACGCCGACCUGCGCCUCCUCAAAAGCAUCCGCGCGCGCGCCUCUUUCGUGCUGCCGUGGGUGCGGGCGCGGCCGGAUAUCAAGGUGGUCCACUUGGUGCGUGAUCCUCGAGGCAUUCUCAACUCCGUCAAGCGCGGCGGGAACCUCUGGAGCGAGAAUAAUCGCAACGCUGCCCUUCAAUGCGCCAACAUCGAGCGUGACCUCCGACUGCAGGAGUUGGGGCCCCACAGGUACCUGCAAGUACGCUACGAGGACCUAGUGGAGAGCCCCCUGGAGGAGACGCGUCGAAUCUUCAGCUUCAUGGGCGCUAAUUUCAACGAUGACGUCAUGGCUUACCUGCGGGAACACACCUGGCUGGCGGAGAAGAUCCCAGCUGAGAAGCAAGGGUACCUCAAGACCUUCCGGGACUCCAGCUUCAAGCAUGACCACUGGAAGAUUAAUAUGGAUAACCGUGAAAUCGAGUUUAUUGAGAAUGUUUGCGGUUCUGUCAUGAAGAAACUCAAUUAUCAUCCUUUGCCUCCGACUUGAUUUUUUUUUUUUAAUUCUCAGUUUUCCUUGUUCGUGCAUUUUGUUGUUUGUUUUGUUUUGAUGUAUGUUUUGAUGAAUCUUAUUUUACUUUACUAACUCUUAUAUUUCUCCACUUGACUUCCUCUUCUUUUAUUUCUUCCUCUUUUUUCUUCCCCCUUUCUGCCUCCCUUUUGUCUUCUUUCUCUUUGUCUUCCUUCCCUUUUCUUCCUUCUCUUAAUACCUUCCUCUUUGUCUUCCUCUCCUAUGUCUUUCUCUCCUUCCUCCUCAUUGUCUUCCUUCCCUUUUGUUUUCUCCCCUUUUUCUUUUUCCACUUUCUUCCCUCACUUUCUAUUCUUCCAUUUCGUCUUCCUAUUCUUUUUCUUCUUUCACUUUCCUCUUCCUCCACUUUGUCUUCGUCCCAUGUUCUUUUUUACCACUUUUAUCUCCUUCUAUUCCCUCCAUUUCGCACUUCACUUGUUUUUUUUUCGCCUUCUUUCCUUACUCCCGCAUGUCUGUAAUUUCGUUUAUUUUAUUUAUGUACAAGUUUAUCCGUUUUUCUUCUAUUUAUUCAUCUAUUGUAAGUUAAUAUUGUAUAAUUCAGUUGUUUUUUACACUACAUUCUAUCUACUAUUCAUCAACUGGUUGAUAAAUGACUUUAA
Messenger RNA from Penaeus indicus, 1426 nucleotides. RefSeq names its product carbohydrate sulfotransferase 1-like. The transcript has 5 exons. NCBI's taxonomy places the organism in Eukaryota, Metazoa, Arthropoda, Malacostraca, Decapoda, Penaeidae. Gene Ontology annotation, molecular function: N-acetylglucosamine 6-O-sulfotransferase activity. Bases 6 to 788 code for a protein of 260 amino acids. Gene Ontology annotation, biological process: sulfur compound metabolic process; N-acetylglucosamine metabolic process. The record is from RefSeq and is a predicted model, not a curated record.